Messenger RNA from Cylicocyclus nassatus, 414 nucleotides. The record is from the annotation of a GenBank genome assembly. NCBI's taxonomy places the organism in Eukaryota, Metazoa, Nematoda, Chromadorea, Rhabditida, Strongylidae.
AUGAUUUUCCGACGCUACAGCGAUCGACGAAGAGCGUCCGAAGCUUGGAGGACACAACAAAAAUCAUCAUUUCAAAAGGAUGGUUUUGUGAAGUACACAACUGAUAUUUUGUUUGUUUGCCUCAUUUUGGGAUACUGUGAGUGGAUAGACAAGGUCUUUUGCGCAAUAUUGCUAAUAAUACAAUAUUUGCCUAGGACUGAGUCUGAAAAAGGCCAAAGUAUCGCUCGAAUUCUGGAAAUACUUCAUCAAUGCGGGCAGAAAUUACAAACAAAACAACAAAGAUGUGCGUAUUUCCCGAGAGCAAGCAUUGAAAGUCUCGGAAACGGAAGAGCAAGGGCCUCAAGUCGCUUGUGGGUCGCCGCUCUUCAGGGUUUGCGACGACCAACAUUUCUUAUUCAUUUCUCUACGACUUGA